Molecule: messenger RNA, 4056 nt
Organism: Dichotomopilus funicola
Lineage: Eukaryota; Fungi; Ascomycota; Sordariomycetes; Sordariales; Chaetomiaceae
Product: glycosyltransferase
Exons: 7
Coding region: 1-4056 (1351 amino acids)
Biological process (GO): carbohydrate metabolic process
Molecular function (GO): UDP-glycosyltransferase activity; hexosyltransferase activity
Source: RefSeq, a predicted model, not a curated record
AUGACCGACGACAAACUGCGCCGGAGGCUUACCGGCCGGGCGCGCGAGGGGCGAACCAACGCGGUGCCGAUGAGCGAGGAGGAGCUCCAGGACGAGGAGCUGGACGUGGCGCCGCCGGCGUACGGCGAGCACCAUGACCAGCUGCAGUUUUCGCAGGCGGGGUUUAACGCCGACGCGGCCGUGACGACCGAGGGCCGGGUUCACAUCCACAUCAACGAAAAGAACCACCGACUCUCCGAGCUCCUCGCACCCACCCUACAACGCCAACAACAACAACUCCACACCGAGCCCGCCAGCGGCCCGCUGCCCCCGGCCUACAUCCCACCGAGCCUAGGCGGCCAGCCAGGCCAGACCCCCCCACCGAAACUCAACGUAGUCAUCCAAAUCGUAGGCUCACGCGGCGACGUGCAGCCGUUCGUCGCCCUCGGCCAGGUCCUCCGCGACACCUACGGCCAUCGGGUACGGAUCGCAACGCACGCGACAUUCCGCAAGUUCGUGGAGGACAACGGGCUGGAGUUCUUCAACAUCGGCGGCGACCCGGCACAGCUGAUGGCGUUCAUGGUGAAGAACCCCGGGUUGAUGCCCGGGUUGGACACGCUCAAGAGCGGGGAUAUCAAGAGGCGGCGACAGGAGAUUCAGGAGAUUUUGAUGGGGUGCUGGAGAUCGUGUAUUGAGGCUGGGGAUGGCAUGGGGGUGGCGCCGCCGCAGCAUAAGAAGGAUGAGCCGGUUGAUGAGCGGUUCGUGUUGCCUGGUGCGCCCGGGGUAAGGCCGUUUGUGGCGGACGCGAUUAUUGCAAAUCCGCCGAGUUUUGCGCAUAUUCAUGUGGCGGAGAAGUUGGGGAUUCCGCUGCAUAUGAUGUUUACAAUGCCCUGGACACCGACCCGUGCCUUCCCACACCCCCUCGCCGACGUGGUGGCAGCCAACACAGACGCGGCCAUCACCAACUACGUCUCAUACGCACUCGUCGAGAUGAUGACCUGGCAAGGGUUAGGCGACGUGAUCAACCGGUUCCGGGUGAGCGUCCUAGAGCUAGAAUACAUCUCGCUGCUGUGGGCUCCGGGCUUGCUCAACCGGUUGCGCAUCCCGGCGACAUACUGUUGGUCUCCCGCGCUGACUCCGAAACCCGCCGACUGGACCCCCGAGAUCACCGUGUCGGGCUUCUUCUUCCUCAACCUCGAGUCGAACUACACGCCGGAGCCCGACCUGGCCGCGUUCCUCGCUGCGGGACCGCCGCCGGUGUACAUCGGCUUUGGGUCGAUCGUGGUCGACGACCCGGAUGGGUUGACGCAGACUAUCUUUGACGCCGUCAUCCGGUCGGGCGUGCGAGCCAUUGUGUCUAAGGGCUGGGGCGGGUUCGGCAGUGCCGGGGGUGAUAUACCGGAAGGGGUGUUCAUGCUGGGCAACUGCCCGCACGACUGGCUGUUCAAGCGCGUGUCGGCGGUGGUGCACCACGGCGGGGCAGGCACAACAGCCGCGGGGAUCCUGGCCGGACGGGCGACCAUCGUCGUGCCUUUCUUCGGCGACCAGAUCUUCUGGGGCUCGAUGGUGGCCAAGGCCGGGGCCGGACCGGCACCCAUCCCGUACAAGAAGCUCACCGCGGACAACCUCGCGGAAGCGAUCCAGUACGCGCUGCUGCCGGAGACACAAGCGCGCGCGGCCGAGCUGGGCGGGCGUAUCCAGCAAGAACAGGGCGCGGAUGUUGGGGGGAAGAGCUUCCACCAGUUCCUCAACACCGACAUGAUGCGGUGCUCGCUGGCGCCGAGCCGGGUGGCCGUGUGGCGGGUGCGGCGGUCGCAGGUGCGGCUGAGCGCGUUAGCAGCUACGGUGCUGGUGCGUGAGGGGUGGCUUAAGUAUUCGGAUCUCAAGCUGUACCGGCCGGUUGAGUACCACACCGAGGAGCAGCCGUGGGAUCCCGUGUCGGCGGUGAUCUCGGCGGUGGUCGGGGAUGUGGGGGCGUUGACCAUGACGGUGGCGGACUUUCCGAGGGAGGUGUUUAAGAAAAGGAAGGGGAAGGAAGGGAAGGAGGAGGGGAAGGGGAAGGAGAAGGAGGAGGGUGGUAAGGGGCAGGCAGAUGAUACCUCAACAAUGCCUGAACUUGUCGGAUCCCAGCCAUCCCCGUCUAUCGUCGACCCCAGCACGGCCCUCUCUUCUCACCCUCCCCAAUCCUCCUCCUCCUCCGCCAACACGCCCUCAACCCUCUCGGGCACUCCAACUCCCCCAGCAAGCCACGCCGAACCAGGUCAAGCUCCCCCAGGUCCAGCCCCGGCCAACAACCAAAGUCCAGCUCCAGCCCAACCCGAAGACUCCUCCGCCACCGCCGAAAACAUCGACAUGGCGCUCGCCGCCGGCCGCGGCGUCGGCCGCAUCGUCGGCGCCGGUUUCAAAGUCUACACCAACACCUGUCUCGGCCUCGCCCGCGGCUUCCGCAACGCACCCAAACUCUACAACGACGACACCGUCCGCCCCCCCGAAAAAGUCACCGGUCUCGUCAGCGGCAUGCGCAUCGCGGGUAAAGAACUCGGCCUGGGCCUCUACGACGGCACCUCGGGCUUGUUCACACAACCCUGGCGCGGCGCGGAAAAGGAAGGUGGCGUGGGGUUUGUCAAGGGGGUUGGGAAAGGCGUGGGUGGGUUCUUCUUCAAGAAUGCGGCGGCUAUUUUUGCCGUGCCGGCGUAUACGAUGCAGGGGAUUCGGGUGGGCGUGAGGGGGUUGUUUGCGAGGAGUAUGAUGAAUUAUGUGGUUACGUCGCGGGUGGUGCAGGGGGAGGAGGAUUUUGAGGCUGCGUCGGGCAGGGAGAGGGGGGAUGUGUUGGUGCGCUGGGGCAGUGUGAGGGAGGAGUUGAAGGGGUUUUAUUUGUUUAAGCAGAAGCAGAAGCAGAAGGGGAAGGCGGCGGAGGGGCAGGAAGAGGGAAGAGAUGGCGGGGGGCCGGGGGGCGUGGAGUAUCCUGAAGGGAAUGGAAGUGGGCAUAAGGUGGCGAGGUUGAAUCUCCCGUGGACGCGUCGGCGAGCGAGCAGUGGUUCGGCUGUUUCUCCUGGCCUCGUCUCUCCCUCCCUGGCCUCGCCUUCAACAACCACGUCCUCAACGACGAACACUUCCACUUUCCGCCCAACAACUGCCAGCACCACCUCGGCAUCCAGCGUCUUCUCCGCUGCUGAAGAUCACGAAUCCCUUGAGCGCGCCAUUCAGCAGUCGGUCGCCCAGACCUCGACAGGCGACGCCGAGGAGGAUGCCCGGGUUGAGGCGGCUGUGCGGGCGAGUGUGAUGGAGAUGCGCCGGGCUGCUGAGUUACAACCUUCACAGCAGACUGGGACUGGGGCUGGCACAGCAAGAGGGGUGGAACGGAAUGCAGCUGGGUGGAUUAUUGAUCAGAAGACGGCGCAGCCUGAUGUGCCGGGGCCGGCAACAAUGACAGACGAACAGUGGACCAACAUCUCAGACGAAGAGUACCAAGCCCUGAUCGAAGAGGCCGUCCGACAGAGUCUGCUAGUGCAGCAGCAACAGGCUGAGGAGGAGGCGCAAAUGCAGCGGGAUGGCCUGGCAGAGUUUGAUAAUGCCAAGUAUCGCUUUGGGGGUCCUGCCUCGGGUUCUGGAUCUGGAUCUGCCCAAGAGGAGGGUGUUCAAUCACCCACACGCCCAGCCACACACGCCACACCCACAUCCCCAUCCGGCCAGGCAGGGGGAAACGAAGGGAGGAACGAAGAAGAAGAAGAGGACGAAGAAACCCAACAACUCCGCCUAGCCAUAGCCGAAUCAGCCCGCGAACACCGCACUCUCACCGAAGCCGCCGAGCGCCAGCGCACCGAAGAGGAGAUUGUGCUGGAGUAUGUUAAGAAGCAGAGUUUGGCGGAGGAGGAGUUUCGGAGGGCUAAGAGGGCUAGUACGCUGCCUGCAUCACAAGGGAAUGGGAAGGGGAAGGGGGUGGAUGUAAAUGUGGGUGAGGGGGAAGGGGAAGGGACUGGGCAGCAGGAGGAGGAAGAGGAUGAGGAGUUGAGACGGGCGAUUGAGGAGAGUUUGAGGAUGAGUGGUGGUGGUGAUGGGGGGCCCUCGAGGGUGUGA